AUGGACAUCGGCAUGAUGAUGGCAAACGGCGGGUGCGAGCGCACCGAGACUCAAUGGCAGAGCAUCAUCUUCGCGGCUGGGCUCAAGAUAGUGCGCAUUUGGUUCUCCGGCGACGGGACGGCGGGUAGCGAAGGCGUUAUUGAAUGUGAGAUCAGAUAA
Molecule: messenger RNA, 159 nt
Organism: Diaporthe citri
Lineage: Eukaryota; Fungi; Ascomycota; Sordariomycetes; Diaporthales; Diaporthaceae
Exons: 2
Coding region: 1-159 (52 amino acids)
Source: RefSeq, a predicted model, not a curated record